This is a messenger RNA of Sodiomyces alkalinus F11, 741 nucleotides long. Its product is annotated as cellulose-growth-specific protein. The transcript is spliced from 2 exons. The coding region runs from base 1 to 741 and encodes 246 amino acids. The record is from RefSeq and is a predicted model, not a curated record. NCBI's taxonomy places the organism in Eukaryota, Fungi, Ascomycota, Sordariomycetes, Glomerellales, Plectosphaerellaceae.
AUGAAGUACGCCGCCGCUUCAGCUCUCGGCUUUGCCGCCCUGGCUCAUGGCCAUGCCAUCUUCCAGGUCAUCUCCGUAAACGGCGAGGAAGCCCCCCUCCUCUCCGGCCUCCGCGCCCCGGGCUCCAACAACCCCGUCGAGAACGUAAACUCCCCCGACCUCACCUGCGGUCUCGUCACCCGCGUCUCACGGGACGUCAUCGAGGUCGAGGCCGGCGACUCCAUCGGCGCCUGGUACCAACACGUCAUCGGCGGCGCCCAGUACCCCGGCGACCCGGACAACCCCAUCGCGGCCUCGCACAAGGGCCCCCUCACCGCCUGGCUCGCCCGCGUCGACGACGCCGCCAACGCCCCCGUCCAGGGGCUCGAGUGGUUCAAGGUCGCCGAGGACAACUUCGACACGUCGACCGGCCGCUGGGGCGUCGACAACCUCCUCGACCAGGACGGCUGGUUCUACUUCGACCUGCCCCGCUGCAUCGCCCCCGGCGACUACCUCCUCCGCGUCGAGCUGCUCGCUCUCCACUCCGCCUACGGCCGCGGCGGCGCCCAGUUCUACACCUCGUGCGCGAACCUCCGCGUCACCGCCGGGGGGGAUUUCGUCCCGAACGACACCGUCGCCAUCCCCGGCGUGUACGAUGCUGCCGACCCGGCCAUCCAGAUCAUGAUCUACGGAAACAGCGGCCGGCCUGAUAACAACUUCCGGCCCUACCAGGCUCCGGGUCCUCGGCCUAUCACUUGUUAG